AUGGCCGCCUUGGCAUGCGGCCCCAAGCCCUACGAGGCGCAGGUGAUCCUGCGCGUGGACCGCGCGGGCGUCUUCCUCUACGCGGACCUCGAGCGCUCCAAGGAGGUCUGCACGCUGACGCGGAGCACGGCCUGCCGGCGCCUCGAGAGCGGCGUCGACGCCCAGGGCCGCGCCAAGGUGCGCGUCGAGGCCCUCGACGGCGUGGCCUUCCCGACGGGCUGGGGCCGCGCCGAGUACUUCUCCCAGUGCGCGGCGACGACGGACCGGCCCUUCGACUGGGAGCCGGACCCGGAGCCGCGCGCCGUCGACGAGGGCGACGCGGCCGCGCCGCGCGUGCCGGCCGCGGCCCUCGACGAGGCCUGCCUCCUCGCGGCCAUCGGGCCGGAGGACGUCGUCGUCGACGUCGCCUGCGGCGACGGCCGCGUCGCCGCCUGGGCCGUGGCGCGCUUCGGCGCGCGGGCCGCGUGGGGUCUCGAGAGCGACGCGGCGCGGUACCUCGACGCGCGCGACAACGUCGCCGCCCGGGGCCUCGGCGACCGCGUCACGAUCCUCCGCGCCGACGCCGCCGCCGCCGACGCGGACCGGGACGACGUCCGCGCGGCCCUCGCGGCCGCGACGGUCCUCGUCGUCGCGAUCGAGCCCGGCGCCGCGGACGCGUGGGAGCCGCUCCUCUGGGACCACCUCAAGCGCCGCGACGGCGCCAAGGUGCGCGCCCUCUGCCUCGGCGCGCGGCCGCCCGACGCCUACGUCGCCGCCAAGUGCAAGCGCCUCAAGCACCCCUACGAGGCCCUCGACGUCGACGCGUUCCUCCUCACGCGCGACUCGAGGCCCCGGCGGCGCGCGGUCAAGGCGGUUCCGGCGGGCGCGGGCCGCGUGCGGAUGGUUAGCUCCUAG
Aureococcus anophagefferens is the source of this 894-nucleotide messenger RNA. RefSeq lists its product as hypothetical. The record is from RefSeq and is a predicted model, not a curated record. The transcript has a single exon. The coding region runs from base 1 to 894 and encodes 297 amino acids. NCBI's taxonomy places the organism in Eukaryota, Pelagophyceae, Pelagomonadales, Pelagomonadaceae.